UAUGCUCUCCGCCUGGAGCUCAUGCUGUUACCGGAUAUCUAGACGACGGGCGGCCGUUUCGCCUCUUUUCGCUGGGUUUUAACCAAUUUUCACGAAGUUCGGAAUGAUCGCACAGUAGUUUAAACUUUUAAAGUAAUACAUAAUCGAUUAAAAGUGAAGUGAGGUUAUGUAUUAUUAGUUAGUGGCAUGAAACGAAGCGACUCAUUCCUCUGGUUUCACAAAGGAGCGGUGGUUUCCUCAGGUGUCAGCAGGCUAUCCUCGGAGUCUCAUCACCGAGCACCGAGCGGCGACAACCGCGAGUAGCCGUCAAAUCCUCGGGGAAGGAGGGAAAGGGGAAACCCAGCAACCACCAUGGCGAGCGACGACUGUAGGAAAGAUGACUUGCAGGAGGAUAACCGCAUAGACUCAGGCAUUGACUCGUACCGCUCCAUGCUGAAGUCGGAGGAGCCCCGGGAGCCGAGCAUCGACUUCAGCGGGCCGAGGGACAAGCUCUCCGCCGUAGAGGAGCGCCUGGACUCAGCGUACGGCUCCUCGUCCAUCACGGUGGAGAGUCUGUCGGAGAUAGUGGACGGCUGCACCCUCUCCAGCACCAAGGAGGAGCAGGCACCGAGCUCUGAACUCUCUGAACAGGAGGAGAACUUGCUCACUACUAUCACUGAAGAUGGAGACACAAUCCUGCAUUUAGCAAUAAUCCAUGAAGAGGAGUUAAUCGCCCAACAGUUGAUACAGCUUUUCCCAAAAGAAGUCCUGGACAUCCAAAAUAAUCUAUACCAGAGCCCUUUGCACCUGGCCACUUACCUGAACCUGACAAAUGUGGUGAAGGGCCUGGUGGAGAAAGGGGCCAGUCUGGAGCUGCAGGACCAGGAGGGGAACACAGCGCUGCAUGUGGCCUGUCAGCACGGACAGACGGAGUGCGCCACCGAGAUGACCAGAGAGGUUUCCCCCAGCAAGCUGGCGCCGGUCCUCGAGACGCAGAACUGGAGAGGUCUCGCCUGUCUUCAUUUGGCUGCACUGAACAGGCAACAUCAGAUAAUGAAGCUCCUUGUGAAAAAGGGAGCAGACCUGAAUAUCCAGGAAGGAACCAGCGGCAAAACAGCUCUCCAUCUCGCCGCUGAGCUGCAUGACAUCCAGGCGGUGAAGCUGCUGCUCAGCAGGGGAGCCAACGUGGAUGCAGCCAUGUUUAAUGGUUGCACGCCACUGCAUCUUGCAGUGGGGAGACAGGACGCUGCUAUCGCCACCCUCCUCUGCCAGUCUGGCGCAGACACAAUGCUGCGAAACAUGGAGGACGAAACGGCGCUGGAUCUGGCUGAUGGCAACGAUGAUAUUCUGGCUCUAUUUCCUUUCGAUGACAUCCAGAUCUCCGGGAGGUCGGUAGUCAGUGUGAAGUUUUGAAUCGUAGGCUUAACAACAAUAUUGAAGUUGUCUGGAGCUUCAUUGCGGCUGGAACAUUUAAACAAAACAAAAAACAAAAAAAAAGCUGUAUGUGAGCUGAAGUUUUCUUUAAAUAGUGCCUUAAUUUGUAGUACAUUCUGAUUGAAACUGUAUUUAUCCAUUAUCUAGACAAAUAUGCACACCGUAUAGACAUUACCUCCCUCUGACAAAGGGAGUGACUCUGCAACUGAUAAUGAAAAAUCGAUGUUUUGGAGUCAUUGGUUCGAUUAUUCUGCUUCUUUCCGCAUGUCUCUGGAGGGGUCGUAUCUAAAGCCACCUCAAUGACAGUGCCAAAUUCUUUUAUCAACAUGUUCAAUGUCCAGAAAUUAUUCUACCUCUUUAUCACAUUAAUCUAGUAAAACAAGUAGAAACUCAACAUUCAAAGUGCUUUUUUCCACAGUUUCUCAAACUUCAUCAACACUGUCAUUGCAUUUGUAUUGUAACAUGUUUGUAUUUCCAAAAAUGUGGCCUUUCAUUGCAGCCACAGAAAGACUUUAAAGAAUGCAAUCAAAGAAAGAAUAAAUUCAAUUUACUGAAUGUAAAACUUAUAAUGUUUCCCAAAGAGACCUGCAAUCAUAUAAAUACAAGUUAAUUCAAUCUCUUCUAUUUGUUAGAAAACUGAUAGCCCAUAAAAAAUGUAAUAUAUAAGACAAAAUGCAUAAUCUUUUGGAUUUCUGAGUUUUGCUGCUUCAUGUUGUGAAGCUGUUUUAUCUAUUUAUCUCUUAUCCUUAAUCUGCAGGACACUGUUCCACUUUGGUGUGUAAUUACACUGCUCUGUUUAGUUAACAUAAGCAGUUUGUCUAUUUUGUAAUAAAAUGGGAAAAAAAUCAA
Molecule: messenger RNA, 2262 nt
Organism: Plectropomus leopardus (leopard coralgrouper)
Lineage: Eukaryota; Metazoa; Chordata; Actinopteri; Perciformes; Serranidae
Gene: nfkbie
Product: nuclear factor of kappa light polypeptide gene enhancer in B-cells inhibitor, epsilon
Biological process (GO): cellular response to tumor necrosis factor
Cellular component (GO): cytosol
Molecular function (GO): NF-kappaB binding
Source: RefSeq, a predicted model, not a curated record